AUGGCUGACGACCACCGCAUAAUAAUAUCCAGUCCAGAGGCUGAAAUACCGCGUGAAGAAAUGCUCCAAGAUACAGCAGAUAUGGGCGCCACCACCUCAGUUUCCAUCAAAGACUUUGCCUAUGCCACCACAGACCCUUUGCACUACGGAGUGACCACUGAGAUGGGACUGGAGUUUGAUGACUAUAAUGAUUAUAACGAGAAUGACGAGGAAUAUUUGACAGAAGACUACGAGACCAUGCCGUCUUGGGUCAAGGAUGACCAGGAGGAUGAUAUACCAGGCGAGGACCGUCUGCGGCGUGCCAUUGCCCUGUAUCCCUUUUCUCCAGAGAACGAGAACGAGCUCGAGCUCGAAGAACACCAGGUGAUAAUGAUUAAUUACAAGUAUGGCGAUGGCUGGCUGGUUGCAAGUGAUUUGGAGACCGGGGAUACGGGGCUGGUACCGGAAGAGUAUGUGCAAUUGCUGGAGGAGGAGGAAGAGGAAGAAGAAGAAGAGGCCAGGCCGUUUUUGCCCAGCAUACUCCAGGACAGCGGUGGUGUUGAUGCCGAUGACGAUGAUGAGUGGGAGGAUGAAGAAGAUGAAGAGGAUGAUGAAGAGCUUUCGGAAGCCACGGACAAUUUACAGAAGUUACGGGUAGGUGAGAAAUGA
Kuraishia capsulata CBS 1993 is the source of this 648-nucleotide messenger RNA. RefSeq lists its product as uncharacterized. The coding region runs from base 1 to 648 and encodes 215 amino acids. NCBI's taxonomy places the organism in Eukaryota, Fungi, Ascomycota, Pichiomycetes, Pichiales, Pichiaceae. The record is from RefSeq and is a predicted model, not a curated record. Gene Ontology annotation, molecular function: protein binding. The transcript has a single exon.